Aspergillus heteromorphus CBS 117.55 is the source of this 1200-nucleotide messenger RNA. RefSeq names its product M50 family metallopeptidase. The coding region runs from base 76 to 879 and encodes 267 amino acids. The record is from RefSeq and is a predicted model, not a curated record. The transcript has 4 exons. NCBI's taxonomy places the organism in Eukaryota, Fungi, Ascomycota, Eurotiomycetes, Eurotiales, Aspergillaceae.
AAAUAUGCCUUCGUCUCCUCCGGCUGAGCUUUUCGUCCUUUGACCACUCACUUACACAACCUCACCUACUUCACCAUGGCGCCCUCCUACAUGGUCCUCGAUCAACGCGCCCUUGACCCGGCUGGGUCCCAUAUGUUCAAGCGCGAUCUCAGCGUCAACCACACCCAGGCUGUGACGCUGGGCGUCAUGGCAGCGUAUGUCGUGGUGAUCGCGCUGCUGUGGAAUUUGCCCUAUGUUCGCUGGUCGCUAUGGCCGUUCAAGAUGUUGGUUAUUGCCUUCCAUGAAUUCGGCCACGCCAUUACCGCGUGCUGUACCGGCGGCCGGGUCAAGUCGAUUUCGCUCGAUCCGCACGAGGGAGGAGUUACGCAUAUGACGGGUGGAAUGAGCGCAGUCACUCUCCCGGCGGGAUAUCUCGGGUCGUCGAUUAUCGGAUCGCUGUUGAUUUUCGUGGGCUUCGACAUCGUUGCUAGCAAGGUCGCGAGCAUUAUACUGGGGGUGUGCUUUUUGCUCACGCUUUGGUGGGCGCGCAGGGACUGGUUGACUAUCGUUACCGUGCUGCUUGCUGUGGGAUUGCUCGUGGCGUGCUGGUUUAUCGCGCAUGGCGAGGCCUUGAGAUGGGUUGUGCUUUUUAUCGGCGUUAUGUCUGCUUUAUACAGCGUCUGGGAUAUUUGCGACGACCUGAUCCUUCGAAAAGUCAACACGUCCGAUGCCAGCCAAUUCGCCCAGAGAUACGGAGGCUCCUCUCAGUGCUGGGGUGUUCUGUGGUCAUUCAUCUCCCUCGCCUUCAUCGCCAUUGCGAUCGUCGCUGCGAUAGCAGCAUUCCGCGAGUCGUUCAGCGAGCAGGAGAAGGACUCGCAGCACUUCAUCCCGACUCGGUGAUAGACCAGCUCAGUUACGUUCUUUUUCAUGAUUUAUGAGUUAUCGCGCAUGACGGGGCAGAUUGGAGGGUUGGGGAAUCGAUGCUUUUACUGAUACCAUGUUUGUUUUUGGCUUGAUGAUCCGCUGGCGGAUAUGAAUAAACUUGCUCAAAUGGCGUUAUUAAUGUAGCGAUCCAGUGGAGAUCCCAGGAGAAUUAUGGGUUACCAAAUGCGACAUGCACUGGGGAUCUACGGUUUCCAUCAUACCGUCGGACCGGGACAAUAACUUCAUCCUCUGUCCACAGUCUACACCUAUAGAAUAUCAAAGCCCGCUCCCACUUCC